Molecule: messenger RNA, 2470 nt
Organism: Syngnathus typhle (broad-nosed pipefish)
Lineage: Eukaryota; Metazoa; Chordata; Actinopteri; Syngnathiformes; Syngnathidae
Gene: mpl
Product: MPL proto-oncogene, thrombopoietin receptor
Exons: 12
Coding region: 160-2127 (655 amino acids)
Biological process (GO): cytokine-mediated signaling pathway; positive regulation of cell population proliferation; hemopoiesis
Cellular component (GO): external side of plasma membrane
Molecular function (GO): cytokine receptor activity; protein binding
Source: RefSeq, a predicted model, not a curated record
CCUUGUCACAUUAGAUCAGCCCCCUAACCCUAACCACCACCCCCCCCACUAGCAGCACCCUCACUGAGUCCAAAUAGCCUUGACAUGACAACAAACACACACAUGCAUUUGCGUGUUUUGUCGUCGGGUGGCAGAUAAUGCAAGGUACCGCAAUUCAACAUGAAAUUGAACAGCAGCAGGAAGAUCCUCUUGAACCUUUGGCUACAGCUGCUCUGUAUGCUCUGGAUUGGUUGCAAGUAUGUGGCUGGCCGGAAUCUUUCACCACAUGAUAUUUCCCUCCUGGAGGAGGAAGAUGACCCAAAAUGUUUCACAAGGACAGAAGAGGAUUUCACCUGCUUCUUUCAGACUACCGACAACGGAACAUUUGAUCUGUUCUACAGAAUUGGCCAGUCUGAGGAGAAAAGAUGUGAAUUGUUGACCCAGAGAACAAAAGAAGGAAUGUUGCUGCACAUCUGCUCAUUUCCUUAUUCGGAUGUUGUCUCCUAUGUGGAUAUCUACCUUCAAGUGGUGGAGCGCAACAUCAACGCCACCACCACCACCACCACCACCAGACUCUACAGUCGCACGGUCAGCGUAGAAGACCACAUUCUCUUGGAUGCGCCCUUCAAUGUCGCUUUACUCCAUAAUGGCAAACCUGGACAGCUGCAGCUUUCAUGCCUCACAAAUGUGCCCAAAUACUGGGAGGGCAAAGUGCGCUAUAGGAUCCGAUACACCUCCAAAGGGCUUGGACAAAGGACUAAAGAGGUAACGGGUCUUGAUGACUCACUGAUGUCUCUAAUACCGGGAGAAGAGGUCCGAGUCGAGAUUGCGGUCAAGUGCGGCAAUAUUCAGAGUGCGGGACACUGGAGUCGCUGGUCAGAGCCCGUGAGAGAUGUGGUGCCGCAAAGUGCAGAUGACGUUUCACUCAAGUGCCACACCUCUGAUCUGCAAAUGAUUAGCUGCCAGUGGAACAGCAGCACAUACAGCCAAGCAAAUGGUUGCAAACUUUUCACAAAGAUGCAUCUCAGUGAGACUUUGGGCUGGACUAAUUGGACAGAAUGUGUGCCUGACCAAAACCUGACUGAGCAGUGCACUUUUCAGGGAGAGGAGUGGAAAAAAGUCAGAGUCAAAGUCAGCACUGCGGCAUUUCCACUCAGCAGGACCUUUUACGCCCAAGAGUUCACAUUGAGAAACAUCCUCCAAACAGAGCCACCGGAUCAUCUGACAGGAUUACUGGAGAAGGACAAGUUGUGCUUGAAGUGGGAAGCUCCUCUUAUGACGCUCUCAUCCCAUCUGCAAUAUGAAGUUGGCUGGCAAAUCAAAGAGAGCAAAGCAUGGGUGGUGAUUUCCCCCAAGGGCCCAGCAACUGGUACAUGUCUGGAGGUCCCCCCAAGGAUCCAGUACAGAGUGAAGGUUAGAGCUAAACCCAACGGAUCCAUUUACUCUGGUCAAUGGAGCCAGUGGUCCCAUGUUGUGAGUGGGACAACUCCUGCUGAUAUUGAGACUUUGCUUCUGACUUGCAUCCCGCCCACACUGCUGGUCACUGCUGUGAUCCUCAUCUCUUUGGGUUUGACUUACUCCCGCAAGCUCAAGCAAUGGUUUUGGCCGCCGGUUCCGAACCUUGACAAAGUCCUUCAAGGCUUUGUGAAGGAGAUCAACUUGCAGAAAUGGGAUCCUCCAGUGACCGCAAAGCAAUACUUUGAAGAAGGGACUUCUUCCAUAGUGGAGGUCAUGUCUCAGGAUGAGCUCUCAGGAUCGGGGCAGGAAUCUACGCAGCUUCUGUCGCCGCCGCCGCAAGGCCGUCGCACCGGAGACCAGGAAGAGGGAAACCCUAGAACAGAACUGAAAUUGUUUCCAGAUUAUGUGACACUGAACAGAGAGGGUGUCACCAUUUGUUCAAGCACAAACAAGUAUGUCUGUGAGCAGCAGCAGCAGCCUGGGGAGAGAAGAGGCCCAGGGGUGGAGGGAGUGCUUCUUCCAAAAACAACUCACACUUUCUGUGUCCCUGACAACCAUUUCCUGAACCAUUCCUACUUGCCUCUUUCUGAUUUUGCAUUGGAAGUCCAGGACAAGGACACUGCCCUCGGGGGCCCAGGAAAUGUCUAUACUAACUUACCUUGCAGCUACAUUCCUGGCAAUGCAUCAUAAGCCAAGCUGCGGCACGGUGGGCGACUGGUUCGCAUGGCUGUCUUCCGGUGCAGAUGUCGUGGGUUCCAUUCCGGACCUUCUUGCUUGGAGUUUGCAUGUUCUUCCCGUGCCUGCCUGCAUGCCUGCAUGGGUUCCCUCCACAAAGGAUCAGACAGUGGUCCUGCUGUGUGAUUGUUGGCCUUCUAUGCGUGUGAUUUUGUAGCCGCUAGAGGGAGCUCGCUGAUUGCAAAACAACGGCUGAUUUUGCUAAAUACUGUAACGCUUAUGGAAAAGGAUUCAAACUAUUUAGAAAGUGACAUCAAUCGGAGAUGAAAAUAAACUUUUGUAAAUCAACGUACCAAUA